Molecule: messenger RNA, 1220 nt
Organism: Marchantia polymorpha subsp. ruderalis
Lineage: Eukaryota; Viridiplantae; Streptophyta; Marchantiopsida; Marchantiales; Marchantiaceae
Source: the annotation of a GenBank genome assembly
GAUUGGAGCCGAGCUCAGUUGUCGCCCGCUUGGCAGGCAGCGGAGCCGAGCUCAGAGUUCGAAGAGCAGCGAUGGCUGAAGCGCUUGCAGCGGCAGCGUCAUGCUGCUCGGUCCAUGGCAUUCGAACGAGGUAUCACUCCGGCAAUCUUUUCCUUCGCCGGCAGCAGCAGCUGAAGAUUCAGUCCCGGCUCACCAUCAAAGGUCAGAAUGACAGACGCCAAGACGAUGGGCUCGAAGUUGAUCGAACUCUGGUUGUCAGUGGAGGUUUGGGUGAUGGUGUUAGUCGUAGAGAAGCGCUCAAUAUCUCGGGGUCAGGCCUUUUGGGUCUACUUUUAUCUAUGGGUUUACAGCCUGUUGAAAGAGCAUCUGCCAAUCAAUUUGCCGACAUGCCAGCUUUACGUGGAAAAGACUAUGGAAAGUCCAAAAUGCGCUUCCCUGACUACGUGGAAACCUCAUCAGGUCUUCAGUAUAAGGAUCUGAGAGAAGGAGUUGGGCCGCCUCCCGAACAAGGUGACGUGGUGAUGGUCGAUUGGGCUGGCUACACCAUCGGAUAUUAUGGUCGAAUUUUUGAAGCACGCAAUAAAGCCAAAGGCGGAUCAUUCGAGGGAAGCGAAAGAGAUUACUUCAAGUUUAGGGUCGGAGGGGAUGAGGUUAUACCCGCAUUUGAGGAGGCAAUCAAAACUAUGCGUGUUGGAGGUGUGCGAAGAGUGAUCGUGCCCCCAGAAUUAGGCUACCCAAACAACGACUAUAAUACGAAAGGACCCAAGCCAGCGACAUUCUCGGGUCAAAGAGCGCUGGACUUCGUACUAAAAAAUCAGGGACUGAUAGACAAGACUCUUCUGUUUGAUAUAGAGCUACUGAAAGUGAACAAAAACAAGUAAUAUGACACCACUUUACGGGCAUAAGGUCACGGUUCUUUGGGAAGGUUUUUUUGUUCUGAAGAGUUGUGUGCUUACGCAUGGUCCUGAGUAUUUCAUUAGAGCAUCAAAUCCCGAGAAGAUGGGAAAUCCACGCGCAGUCUUGAACCACUGGUUUGUCGUUUGCUUCCGAUGUUCUUUCGAGAGCAGUCUUCAGGGUUACUUGUUACAGGAACCUUGGCCGUCUGACCGAUCACACUUCAUCUGAUGCUGUAUCUCUUCUUCGUGACGACACUCAGAAGUGCCUUUCGUUAUGUCGGAGAUUUGUCAUUGUUGUCCCCCCUUGAAAACGAAUCAAACCUC